UUGACAUCAUGCUAACGUCAGUGGAGGUUGAGAAUAAUAAUAAUAAUAAUAAUGAUAAUAAUAAUAAUAACGAUAGCAUCAGAAACGUUAAUAAUUAUAAUAAUAAAUAUAACAAUAAUAAUAAUAAUAAUAACGAUAUGCCAAUUGUAAUAAACAUAAUCAACGAAAAUAAUGACGACGAUGAUGAUGACGAUGGUGAUGACGAUGGUGACGACAUUGGCGAUUUAGUCACCGACGACCUGUCGAACGUUCUCAUAAGCCCGAAAUUCAACAGCCUCAGUGACAUCGACACGCCGAACGCCGUUCCUGAUGAUGAUUACAGAAUUGAUGAUGAUGAUCGCAGCGUUUACGAUGACGGCGAUGAAGAUGACGUCACUGAUGACGAUGAAGAUGGCGGAGGUAGCAAGGACGAUGAUGACGAGGAGAGAGCCUUUUUUUUGAACCAAAUUUUUUAUGAAAAUAUUGCCAUUGAAAACUUGGAUUUGUGGGCUAGGGUUGUGAACAGCAAAUGGUGCCAAGAACCGUCUUGCAAUAAAAAAUUCUGCAAAAAACUCAAUAGAUUAGUUCAGGCACUGGAGAGUUACCUGGAUGCAAAUGGUAUCAUCAUCAGUACCGCCACUGAAAAUGGAAACGGUGAUGAUGAUGAUGAUGAUUACGGAGAUAGUAAUAAAUUGGAGAGAGUAUUGUUCAAUCUUUGUAGACAUAGUCUCGCCUGUGAUGAAGAUCUUUGUAAAAUCACAGAUGCAAGAUGGCCUUAUUUAGAAUCUCUCAUCUCUCACGGGAGUAAUAACAAUGACAAUAAUAAUAUCAACAAUAACAACAACAACAACAACAAUAAUAAUAAUAACAACAACAACAACAACAAUAAUAACAAUAAUAAUAAUAAUAAUAGUCGCAUUGAAUUGGUCAGGUCAAUGUUUAACAGGAACUACACCAGGACCAUCAGCAGUCAAGCAGUCUACGACCUGCACAAUCACAGCAACCGCAUUAACAACAUUAAUAAUAAUAACCGACCUGAUUACCCUCUUGACCUAGUUUGCAAAACCAUGCAGCCAAUCGUAGGCAGGGAUUUCGUCAUCGAUGGCUGUGGUAUUUGUGGUGGCUUCAGGAAGCUUCAUGCCACCAGUUACGCAAUUAAGAGGCCAUUUUGUUUCACCAUACGUGAGAUCUCUUGCUCGGCUCACGAUGAUCAUGACGCAAAUGAUUAUGUCACAGUUCAGCUCGCGAGGUUGAGGAACGUUACCCACAAGAACAUGUUCCCUCUCUACUGGACCGGAUUGACUGACUGUAAGACACUCAUCCAAUACGUUCACUACGAUUACGGUUACCGUGAGUUUGACCCAGAUUUCAUAAAGGGAUUCGUCGCCCUAAGAAAGCUCUUCUCUGAUUGGCUGGCCGUCUCGGGGCACCUAAUUAAUCAUGCAGAAUUGUACUAUUUGAACUGGCAGAGCUCUGCAAUGUCUUACAAUUAUUAUGAUAGAAAUGUCCGUCUUCAUGAUUUCUCGCUGGUUGCUUCAAUCACUCAACCGAUGACAGGGAGGCAGAAGAGAUUUUUUUACCUGGCCAUACCCGAGAUAUCUUUAGAAGGAAUAAGCGAGAGGUCAAUAUGCAGGGGCAUAUGUUCCCUGAUGUAUCAAUGUAUCUAUGGCAAGAUAUACAGGCAGCAACAACGACAAAAUUCCGAAUUAGAAAAUGAAAGAAUGGCCAAACUGAUUGAAGUUGUUUCAUCAGUGCUUACGAAAAAAGAUGGCUAUGGUACCCUCAGUCUGCGAAGACUCGCUGAUGUCCAAGUACUUGAGAUGAGGUUAAACACGGACAAGACACCUGGUUCUGCGGUAAAAUUGAGAGAGGGAAUUGGCAGGCCCUGA
Molecule: messenger RNA, 1868 nt
Organism: Helobdella robusta
Lineage: Eukaryota; Metazoa; Annelida; Clitellata; Rhynchobdellida; Glossiphoniidae
Exons: 14
Coding region: 9-1868 (619 amino acids)
Source: RefSeq, a predicted model, not a curated record